Cyanidioschyzon merolae strain 10D is the source of this 2649-nucleotide messenger RNA. RefSeq lists its product as hypothetical. The record is from RefSeq and is a predicted model, not a curated record. Bases 1 to 2649 code for a protein of 882 amino acids. NCBI's taxonomy places the organism in Eukaryota, Rhodophyta, Bangiophyceae, Cyanidiales, Cyanidiaceae. The transcript has a single exon.
AUGUUCCGUCGGGUGUCCAAACUCCCGAGUAGACUUCAAAAAGAGCGACAGACCUUUCAGUUUGAUGUACAGCUGGUGGGCUUCCAAGGGAGUCCGCGUCAACGCGCCGUCGUUCUGCAGCUGCAACGCGGGCUUCGCACGGCUACCAGUCAGCCGUUCGAAACAAACCCUGCUGGUCAACGAGUUGCGCUCGCUGAGAGUCUUUCUAUUAUCUGCUCGCUUUACAGAGACCGCAAGACCGGAAAGUUUGAGUCCAAGGACUGCAAACUGCGUUUGUUGACUUGGCAAGCGCCCGGCAAACGACAACCAUCUCGUGGUUCCGAACUUUCGUCGAAGGCUUUGGAGAAAGUUCACUUUGACCUCGUGAUGUUCUUGGGUGAACUCGGUAGUGGUGUUCAACGCGAACAUGUCUUCGUGCUAUCCAAUGGUUCCCGGAUCUUCGCUAGAGUCUGUCUGUCCUGGAUGGGCUCAGCGCUGCCUUCGGGAUCUCGUGACAGCGUCUCCUCUUAUGCUCCAUCGGAGCUGAGUCAGUGGAGCGUCGAGUCGACACUCUGGUCCGAUGAUUCAGAGUCGUCUGCCGAAGCGUCGACGCUCAGUAAAGAGCAGCUGCAUGCCCAGCCUGUUCAGCCAUCCGUCGUGUUGGAACCCACCUCUUCAGCAACUGAUGGACAUGCAAAUGCUGGGGUGACCGGGACGCUCCCGGCAACAGAGAUGAAGCGUCGAGUGAGCAGCUCCGUCUCCGGUCCAGAUGAGAGACCAUCGACGCCUGGAAAAGAUGAACAAGUCUUCGGGAAAAAGGAAGGGGCAAUCUCGACGGCUUCGCUCGUGGGGAAAUCAGCAAGCAGCGCCACCCAGGUAUUGUCACCAUCGACUGCUGCCUCGCAAGAGAAAUCCGCGCGAUAUGCGACGGACCAAGACAGCGGAGGCCAUGUUCGCAUCGAGGACGCGUUUGCAGGAACAGGAACCCACGGGGCGCGACCAUCGAGCUCAAGAACCCCCGGCACAACGAACGGGAUAGCUCCAGAGGAGGAGCGCACGCUUCCCACUGCGCAGUGUGCAGCACAUGCAGCAGCGCUUGCUCGUACGCUUUCUCUGCUGACUGCACCUCUGGCAUCAGAGAGCGAGUCUGGCUAUGAAACAGUGCGAGUAGCACAAGAGAUCCCGUCCAACUCAUCCCCACAGAUCAACGGAGACGAAAUGGAUACGGCGGAAACCGUGACCCUGGCCUGGAAAAAGUGUGCAUCACUCGUCUCUGCCCUGAGCGGACUCUCUCAUCAACUCUCCGUCAUGCGGGCGCACUUGCAACCGCAUUCGGCCGCAUCCGAGCAUCAACAUCCUGUAGCGCUUGCCGAGCAGCAACCUCCAGGGCGAGCAGUUGGCUCUGUGAGGACGUCUCAACCGACCAGGAGCGACCUCGGCGAAGGCCCGAACUCGCAAGCACCGCUAGCCCGAGGCAUGGAACCCGCACUUACCUCCGUGGUGACACUGAGGAAGCAACUCAAGGAUCUCUCCGAUGCAGUGCUAGUGCGGGAUCAGAUUCUCCAGAAGCGAUACAGCCACCAGCUGAGAAAAGUGGUAAUUGUCUUGCAGCGCUUAUCCGGGACAGAGCUGCCCGCGCUGUACCAGCACGUUGAGCAUUGCUUCGAUUUGACAGCUUCUCAGAUUGCAGGAUUGCUGGAGCGCCUGCGACGGCAUCGUUCUAUGUCUGUAACACGGCCGAUGGCGUGUGUUCCAUCUGAGCGAGACCCCAGACUCGAGAACGAUUCCAUUUGCUCCACCCUGAGGCAGGCGAAAGUAGAGCUGAAACAUCUGCGAAAAAAGAUGCAUAUGUUUCAAGGCGAGAUGCAGCAACAAGCGCAAGAGGCAUGCGAACGGUUGCAACGCGGCCGCGUGAGCGUCGAAGGUCGUCUAGCGCGGGUGACUCAAAGGCAGACGACACUCGCGCGGAAGCUCUCCAAAGAAACCAGCGACUGCCGAGCACAUCUCUUUGCCUGGCGCUUGCAGUGGGAAGCCUUCGAAAAGGACAUGCUUCAAGGGUUUCAGGAGCUGCACCACGCUCUUCAGCGAAACAAGGCACAGCAUGUGUUCGUGCAGCAAAAUGCCGCAUCGUUUUCACCCGCUGAAGCGCUUCCCGAACGGAUUUCGAUCCGGAUGCAGCGACCCCGUCACCAAGUCCUUAGGCUCAAAACAGAGCUUUUGCUCCUGAAAAGCACUUGUACGAAAGCAAUCGAUCAGUGGCAGCAAUGGUGGGCGUCAGUCGUGGCCAGUCUCGCUCACGUGAAGGCCAGCAGCUGCACCAUCCAGGCGCAGCAGUCAACGCUGAACCAGAUUGGCGAGAAAGCGGCGGUCGCUGGACAAGCAGCCUCUGGUACGCACGGCGUCACAGCGUAUGCCGUGAAUGCUGACGUGCUCCCGUUGUCGUUUGAUGAACACGCGCUCCUGCAGGAACUGAUAGAAACCAAAGUAGAACUUGCCCAACAGCGCGAGCACGAAGAAAAUCUCCGCCGCGACAUGCGACGUCAGCAACGGGACUACCAAAACGUGAUCACGAAACUGGGAGAGACCGUAUCCAAGCUGGAAGUAAGACUUGCGCGAAAACGAAUGCGUCAGAAAAACCUUGUCCAUAUAGAGCCGUCUUCUUACACCUGA